Molecule: messenger RNA, 1383 nt
Organism: Microthlaspi erraticum
Lineage: Eukaryota; Viridiplantae; Streptophyta; Magnoliopsida; Brassicales; Brassicaceae
Source: the annotation of a GenBank genome assembly
AUGGAUGCAAUCAGCUGGCUUCCUGACGAGGUUCUUGGGAACAUCUUGUCCUUACUUCCCACGAAGGAGGCUGCUUCAACAUGCAUCCUCUCCAAAAAGUGGAGAUAUGUGUAUCGACUGGUGGAUCACCUCGAGUUUGACGAUAGUCUCUCCCUGUACCCUGCUUCUGAUGAACAAGUGUUCCCGGAGAGCUUCGAAAGAUUCGUGGAUCGCACGCUAGCUUUGCAGUCUGACUCUCCCAUCAAGAAGUUGUCUCUAAACUGUCACAUCGGCGAGGGCAACGAACGCCUGCAGGCUUGCGUGGGCCGCUGGAUAUCCAACGUCGCAGGACGCGGCGUUUUGGAAGCGGAGAUAAGGAUCAAUCGCCGGGGUCUCCGCUCUCUGCCUCCUCAGCUCUUUUCAUGCACAACACUGGUCAAGCUCACAAUAGGGAGACAGAUCUAUAUCGCUAGGCCUCCUUCCUACGUGUCGCUUCCCUCUCUCAAGUUUCUCUUCCUCGACACGGCUCCCUUCCCGCUCCGGUAUCUGUCUGGCGUGUUGCUUCCUGGCUGCCCUGUGCUCGAGGAGCUAUCAGUCCAUCAGAAGGGCUAUGUGGUCACACCCCGCACCAUAUCAAGCCGCAUCGUCAAGAGACUAUCAGUUAACUACGACUGUUUUCACGAGGUUGAAGAUCACAUUUCCAUGUCAUUUGACCUGCCGAAACUUGUCUGCCUUGACUACUCUGACUUCGCCUUGGCUAAGUAUAAGCUAGUGAAUCUGGAAUCCCUCGUCGAAGCUAAGUUGGAUCUUCGUCCGAUAAAACGCCUUUACUUACCGAGGCCUGAUGUGACGGAUCUCAUUGUGGGGAUAAGACAUGUUGAGAUCCUUCAUCUCUCUCCCGUUUCUGCUCAGAUGAUUGACUCUUACUGUCGAGGUGGGCUCCCCUUGUUCGACAAUCUGCUUACUUUAUCUUUCGGGAGUAAGAAUGACCAAGGUUGGAAACUGCUGCCUAAACUGCUCAAGCAGUCUCCAAAGCUUCAAACUCUUAUCGUCCAGGAUCUAGACGGUUACACUAGCCAUGUCUCUAUGCCUCGGAACAAAGUCGAGUCGUUGCAUAUAUGUGGUUAUCGAGGAACUGCUCAAGAGUUGAAUCAGUUGAAGAGUUUUCUUGGGGAAUUCGAAUAUCUUGAAUUUGUUCAAGUGGAUGUUGCAGAAGCUACAGGCAUUACAAUGCAAGCCAGAACGGAUCUAAUGACCCUUGUGAAAGUACUGUCUCGAAUGUAUUGGUGUGAAGCUGUGAAGCCUGAACUUGGAGAGUUGCUGGAACAACAAACAGAGUGUUGGAACACGAAGGAUGUUCAGCUGAACAAGUUACACUUGGAACAUUUUAAUGACGUGUCUUGA